UUUGCUAUAAUUUCGGUUUAGGAAGAGGGAGUUCUGUAAUCUGUACAGAGAAUGGUGGAUCCUCUCUAUUGGAUUGGAGUUGCGAGAUACUUGGUCUCUAUUCUCAACUCUUUUGCUUACUUGGUUCGAUUUCGGUGCGCUUAUUCUUCAGCGUCAAAAUCGAUGGAAGGAAGUUUGGGGUUUUGCAGCUAUCAGUUGUUCAUUGUGCUUCGGUACAAGUGCAGAUGCAAUUUCCCUCUGUAUGGAAAAGAUUUCCCUGGAGGAGUAGCUACUGGAAGAUGGAGCAAUGGGAAAGUCCCCACUGACUUUAUUGCUGAAGUUUUGGGAGUGAAAGAUACUGUGCCAGCAUCCGGUGAUCCUGGACUGAAAGAUCAAGAUCUGUUGACAGGGGUAGGGUUUGCUUCAGGUGGCUCUGGACUUGAUCCUCAUACUGCUGCUGUACAGGGGGGGUCAAUUCCAUCAAUUGAGGCACAAUUAGAUACGUUCAAGCAAUAUGUGGUAAGACUAAAAGGGGUUGUUGGAGAAGACAGAGCAAACCAAAUUAUAUCAAACAGCCUAGCUCUUGUAUCAUCAGGCAAUAAUGACAUCAUGUUCGCCUUGCCUAGUCAAUCAUCUCAGCUCUUCAACUUAUUCACCUACACUGACCAAAUGGCAGUGUGGGCUUCACAGUUCACCAAGGAUUUAUAUGAUCCUCAGAUCUGGAGUGUGGAGAGUCGCUUUCUUUAGUACAUUACCUUUCGGAUGCCUACCAUGGGGGGAGAAUGCAAGACAGACAGUUGGGAGGAGGUUGCAACGUUUAUGCAAAUUACGCAGCACAAUUGUUCAAUGACAAGCUGAAAUCUGCACUACAAAACCUCAACAGUCACCUCCCCGGCGCGAAGUUUGUCUAUGUUGAUAUAUACAGUGCUCUUGACAACAUUAGCCAAAAUCCGCAAAACUUUGGUUUUGAAGUUGUGGACAAUGGAUGCUGUAUGACAAUAGGACCUGUAUGCAACUCAAUGAAUCCAUACAUGCCCAGAUCCUACAAAGUAUAUAUUUUGGGAUAAUCUUCAUCCAACUGAGGUCGCGUACAAGGCUGUUUUCUCCCAAAUCCUUCCAACAAUACAGACUAUCAUAUGAAUUUGACUUCCCGGCAGCGUGCUGAUUGAAUAUAUUGUUUUUGGGAACCGUCUGUGUGAAGAAAUGCUUGAUAAGUCUGCUUCUUAUUGGUAUGUACAGGAGAAGAGCUCCAGGUUGGGGCAUUUCUGAUAGCCACCUACUGGGUUUUAUUAGUAGCUUAUUUCUUAUUAUGGAUGGCAUCUAAACAUGUUUCAGCUUUGAGGCUGAAGCUCUGAUGCCUCCAGAGGUUAAACCAAAGCAAUUUUUGUUAAAAUUUAAUCCCAAACUGUAUUAUCAGUUGUGGAUCUAUGCACGGAUUUGAUCUACUAAGUAGUUUGUGAAUUACUCAGAUCCUGAAAAUGUGUUUAUAGGAACUUCGCCUUUGUUUAUUGGAAAAUGAUAAAAAUCCCAACAAUUGAUAUCGU
Molecule: messenger RNA, 1523 nt
Organism: Tripterygium wilfordii
Lineage: Eukaryota; Viridiplantae; Streptophyta; Magnoliopsida; Celastrales; Celastraceae
Product: GDSL esterase/lipase At5g42170-like
Exons: 6
Coding region: 52-726 (224 amino acids)
Cellular component (GO): extracellular region
Source: RefSeq, a predicted model, not a curated record